Messenger RNA from Panicum virgatum (switchgrass), 756 nucleotides. RefSeq lists its product as uncharacterized. The record is from RefSeq and is a predicted model, not a curated record. The transcript is spliced from 3 exons. The coding region runs from base 1 to 756 and encodes 251 amino acids. Lineage: Eukaryota; Viridiplantae; Streptophyta; Magnoliopsida; Poales; Poaceae.
AUGGACGCCACGGCCGCCGCUACUAAUGUCAAUGUUGUGGCCUCCUAUCUGAACAACAUUGAGCCGCUCAACGGUGCAAACUUUCAUGAGUGGAAGGGCAAGGUCAUCACAUGUUUGGCUUGGAAUGAUCUUGAUGUUGUUCUGAGGGAGGAUAAGCCUGCUGCGCCUGCUGCUGGAGCUAGUACAGCUCCAAAUGAGAAGUGGGACAGAUCUGAUCGCAUGGCUCUCAUGGUUAUGAUGCAGACCAUCAGUGCUGGCAUCAAGGGCGUCAUCCCCACUAAGAAUGCUCAGGGGGUUGAUCUGAAAGCUAAGGAGUACCUGGCCAAGAUUGAGGAGAACUUUAAGAGCUCAUCUAAGACUUAUGCUAGUACACUUAUCAUGAAGUUGGUGGGUUCUCAGUACAAUGGUCAGUCUGGCAUAAGGGAGCACAUCCUCAAUAUGUGUGAUAUGGCUAACAGGCUUAAGGAAAUGCAGAUGGAGAUCUCUGAGGGUUUUCUUGUGCAUUUCAUCAUGACAUCACUGCCUCCACAGUAUGCUACUUUUAAGAUUAAUUACAACACCAACAAGACUGUUUGGUCUAUCAGCACUCCUAAGAAUCAGCAUGAGUCAGGUAGCAGUAAGCAAGGCCAAAGAAAAUAUAAGAAGACUGGGAACAAGAACUUUGGGCCCAAGAACAACAACAACAAGUUCAAGCGUCAUCAGACCAAGGGCGGCAAGAUGUUGUGCUCUUUCUGUGACUCGCCCAAGCAUCUUUAG